Argentina anserina (silverweed cinquefoil) is the source of this 1290-nucleotide messenger RNA. RefSeq lists its product as uncharacterized. Lineage: Eukaryota; Viridiplantae; Streptophyta; Magnoliopsida; Rosales; Rosaceae. The coding region runs from base 16 to 1017 and encodes 333 amino acids. The transcript has 4 exons. The record is from RefSeq and is a predicted model, not a curated record.
AAUCUUAUCACCCAGAUGUCCCGACGAGACAGUCGCGAUUCUGAUUCCAGACGACGACACCGCUCCAGGUUCGACAGGGAACCCAGUCCCAAGAGGUCUAGGAGGGAUGAGAGAGGCGAAAGAGAUAGAGUCGUUGAGAAGAGUAAGUUGGAGGAGGCAAAGAAGAUUGACCAGGAGGUCCGGGAUCAAAAGCAGCGGCCUAGGCUUCAAGAUGCAUUGCCACCGGAGCCCCCGUUAGGAUCCGAUGCCAAGGUAGAAAGUGGGGCUCCCAGGAAGGAUAUUGAUACGAAACCCAGUGGACAUCAAGAACUAAAGAAAAACUCUACUGAUGCAACUGAAGUAACCCGGUCUCGAUCCUAUCUUCAGCAGCAUGAUGAGCAUGUAGGUGCCGGGCAAGCUGCUCGAAGUUCUGGUCGCAAUUCAACUUCUGAACAUGGACGGCAGAAGGAUUCAAAGGAUCAGCAUGAUGAUAAGACAGUGAGCAAAACAACAACUAAUAAUUCACGGCUAAGAAAUGAGAAACCUAAUGGUGAUGGAAACAGGACCUGGCGUCAUGAUCGGUAUGCAGAAAGGGAGGCUGAUCCACUAGCUGCAAGGAAAAGACCUGCAUUCAGGGAGAAUAAAACUCCACUGGAGUCUGAAAAUACUGAAAAAUCAGCAGCAGAGACCACAAAGGCAAGCCAUCUUGAUCGUUUGACCGAAGGAAGUAGAAAAGAGGAAAGAGGUGACAACCGACGCCAUAUGGAUAGAUCUGAGAAGCAAUUUAGGGGAGAUGGGGUGCGGUACAAGGGAGAAGCACAAAGUGGCGUCUUUCCUUCAAGAGAAAGGUAUACCAAUGGUGUUGCUGGUCGCAACUAUAGAGGAAGAGAGAGAUUCGGUGAGAGACAAGGGUCUCAUUCUAGUGGCGGUCGUGGUGAGAAAUGGAAACAUGACUUAUAUCAUGAGGCUAACAGGAGUCCAACACCAAAAAAUGAGGAAGAUCAGAUCGCAAAGGUGGAAACACUUUUGGCUUCAUAGGAUUUGCAAAUGCGUGCAGAUGUAGAAACACUUUUGGCUUCAUUGAAACUGAGCAGUUUUCUGAUAGAACUUUAGCUGUCUCUUGGAUUUAUUACAAAUUCGAAGUACUUUUCACAUGCGGGUCUGCUAUUGUAUUAUAAGUUGAACCUUGUAGUACUUUUUCUAAUGGUUGGACUGCUGUUCAUAUGGAAUGGCUGGACUGUGAGUAUUUCAUCUCCACAAUCUUGAAUGAGGUCAAUAAAAGCUGGGCGUAGACAGAACACUUUGCACCCA